Molecule: messenger RNA, 2112 nt
Organism: Cyanistes caeruleus (blue tit)
Lineage: Eukaryota; Metazoa; Chordata; Aves; Passeriformes; Paridae
Source: RefSeq, a predicted model, not a curated record
AAAGGAACCGGAGGAUGCAUUCCAAGGAAAACAGCGGCGGGACCGGGGGGAAUGUGCCUCAGUGGAAGAUCCCAGGGGAGGGAAAGGGCUCGGUGGGUGAAGCAGAGGGCAGCAUGGCAUGAUCCCCUCCCUGUGCGCUUCCCAGGCACCAAGGAUCACAUCAUCCCGCUCCAGGAGGGCCACACGUCCCAACACAGUGAAUCCCAGCGCUUCUGCUACACCAACACCCGCGUGCCGCGAUGGAACGACAUCUGGACGAGGACACAGAUCCACGUCACCAGCAGCCGGAUGAUCCGCGUCACGCAGGUGGACAGCGAGGAGGAGCUGGAGAGGUUCAGCGUGUGGAACGUGGUGUUCUCCUUCCUGCGGGGGAAGCUCAACGACACCAGCAUCGACGUGGAUCUCUACAGCAACAAAACCUGCCUCAAGGUCGAGCUGCUGGAGCCCGGCACCUUCUACUCCGUCGUCCUCUUCCGACGCUUUGAUCCUAAGCUGUUCCUUGUUUUCUUCCUGGGCCUGCUGUUGUUUUUCUGUGGGGACUCCCUGAGCAGGAGCCAGAUCUUCUACUACUCAGCUGGGAUCAGUGUUGGCUUGUUGGCCUCGCUGCUCAUCCUCGUCUACAUGAUGUCCAAGGUCAUGCCCAAAAAAAGCCCUGUGUACUUCCUGCUGGUCGGAGGUUGGUCCUUUUCCCUGUACCUGCUUCAGCUGAUCUUCAAGAACCUGCAGGAGAUCUGCAAAUCCUACUGGCAGUACCUGUUAGGUUACCUGCUGUUGGUGGGCUUCCUGAGCUUCGCCGUGUGCUACAGGUACGGCCCCUUGGAGAACGAGCGCAGCAUCAACCUCCUGUCCUGGGCCCUGCAGCUGCUGGGGCUGCUGCUGAUGUACUGGGGCAUCCAGAUCCACCCCAUCGCCCUGGGGCUGGUGCUCAUCGCUGUCUGCACCAAGAACCUGGACUACCCCUUGCAGUGGGCCUUCGCUGCCUACCGGAGGGUGCAGAAUUCCAGGCUGGGCCCGAGCCCUCCUCGGCUGCUGACGGAGGAGGAAUUUCGGCUCCAGGGAGAGGUGGAGACCCGCAAGGCCCUGGCAGAGCUGCGGAGCUCCUGCCAGAGCCCCGAAUUCUCUGCCUGGACCACGGUGUCCCGCAUCCAGUCUCCCAAAAGGUUUGCUGAUUUUGUGGGUGGUGCUUCUCAUGUCACCCCCAACGAGGUGUCUGCCCACGAGCGGGAGUUCGGCCUGGGAAGUCUCUUUAACGAGCAGCUCUUCGAGGACGAUGAUGAUGAUGAUGAUGAAGAUGAUGAAGAGGAGGAGGAAAACCUCAAUGGCUUCUCUGUUGGGAAUCACAGGAGUGAUUCCCUGCCCCACAAGCAUCUGGAUGUUCAGUGAGGUGCCUGAGGGUGACACACGAGAGGAACUUUGGACCUGUCACGCUGGUACCUGUGUGCUCAGCACCUGCCUGGAGCCGUGGUGAGGGAGCUGCCAGUGACCUCCUCCUCCUCCUCCUCCUCCUCCUCCUCCUGUUACAAAUGUCACGGAGCUCCAGCUGGUCAGGCCACACCUCUGCCUUGGCUUCAAUCCCGUGUGGAUACCAACAACUCCGGCACCUCCCCGGAGGAGCUGUGGAGCCUCGGGGUCUGCUGGCUGCCCCUGGAUGUGGUGUUGGGGUAGAGGCCAUGCUCAGCCCCCUCUCCUCAUGCCAGGGCUGAGGAUGAGCGUGGAUGUGCUUCCUCCCUGCCUCGCUGCCCUUCUGCUGUUCUCCUCUCCCGGUGGGUGCGGGCGGGGAUUGGGGGUGACCCCAGCGAUGUUCCAGCUCCCAGUGCUGGCUGGGGAGCUCUGCCAAAGCACAAAGCUGGAGGAGACACCCCAAUCUAUGCAACUUCCUAAGCAAUAGCGCUGCCCUCAGCUCCUCAGCUGCCCUGGGGACCCCCAACCCAGCCCCUACCUCACCUGGAGCUUCUGCCAUCAGUUUGUCCCUGUCCCAGGUCUGUCCCUGUCCCAGGUUUGCUCUCCAGCCCUCGCUGUGCUUUCCUCCCGCAGACUCUGUUACUCUGUGCCCCCCACCCUCAGCGUGGUGAAUGACUGAUUGUAUUUUUAAUAAAGAUGUAUUUUUUAGGU